Molecule: messenger RNA, 4221 nt
Organism: Megalops cyprinoides (Indo-Pacific tarpon)
Lineage: Eukaryota; Metazoa; Chordata; Actinopteri; Elopiformes; Megalopidae
Product: cGMP-inhibited 3',5'-cyclic phosphodiesterase B-like
Exons: 16
Coding region: 121-3405 (1094 amino acids)
Biological process (GO): signal transduction
Cellular component (GO): membrane
Molecular function (GO): 3',5'-cyclic-AMP phosphodiesterase activity; protein kinase B binding
Source: RefSeq, a predicted model, not a curated record
GCUCGAGAACGUUUGAGUGACCAUGGAGCGCGUUAGCUGUCAUGUAAUAACACAAUAAUACGGCCAGGAAAGAGGGGGAAGGACACUUUUAACGGAAUAUAAAGCUAUAUAGUUGGAAAUAUGGCUGUAAGAGAAGAAGGAGAUGUUUUGCACAGUAAAAUCAAGCAUCACGAUGGGGUUGGCUAUGCAAACAGCACAGAAAGCUUCAGGAACGGCUAUGUGAAGAGCUGCGUCACCCCUUUAAAACAAGAUCACCAAGGGGGCUUUUUAUUUACUGUCUGCAGGUUUUGCAAUGCGGAUUUAUUAGGCUCGAAACGAUUUCGCGCUUCGGCUCUUUACUUGAGUGCAUUCGCAGUUUUUGCUGUUUCGCUGCUGAUUUCCAGGAGCUUGCAGAGUGGACAUUGCUUUUUGGAUCUGCAGACUUUUCUAUUGGGGCUUUCACAAUCCAUCAGUCCCCUCUUCAGCAUAGGCAGCGCGUUCUUCUUUUUAACAAUAUACCUAACGAGGAAAAAGAGGGAAAGUUAUAGGUGCUGGCUCGUGUCACUGCCAGCAUCAUGCUACUUGGGGGAUUUCUUGGUUUUGGUGUUUCUGCAGUUGGGAGAGGAUCAGCAUCAGAUGCAAAUGGUGGGCAGACUGCUCUUUGUGUUGGGCUGUGUGGGUUUGCUCACACUGAUCCCAACUUUGAAACUCAAACACAGUGUUCUAAUCUUGAUUUUCGCCAGUUUGGUGUGGCUGGUUUCCUUUACCAGCCUUGGCUGUCUACCCUCCUAUCUGAGACCCCUCUUAGCUUGCCUGGCUGGGGUGUCUGGCUCUCUCCUGGCGCUGUACUUCGAUAAUUAUGACCCGCCAAGGGAAACGCCGCACAGGAUCCCUAACGAGGAAAAAGUUCCUGUCAUCAGGCCCAGGAGACGGUCCAGUUGUGUUUCUUUGGGAGAGACGUCAACCAGUUAUUAUGGCAGUUGUAAAAUGCCCCGGAGACCUUCACUGCCUUGUAUUUCCAGAGAACAGAUGAUUCUAUGGGACUGGGAUCUGAAGCAGUGGUACAAGCCACAGUAUCAGGGAGCAGCCAGUGGCAACGGGGUGGACCUGUCGGUCAUCAACGAGGCGCGGAACCUGGUGUCGGACCUGCUGCUGGAGCCGUCGCUGCCCCCCCACGCGGCCGCCUCACUGCGCAGCAUUAGCAGCCUCAUGGGGGUCUUCUCCGGCUCCUGCCGCCCCCGCGUCACCCCCUUCACCCCCUUCCCAGGGUUCUACCCCUGCGCUGAGGUGGAUGACCCAGCCGAGAAGGGGGAGAGGAAGCCGCACAAGGGAAUGAGCAGCAGAAACAGCCUGCCGACUCCGCAGCUGAGACGCAGCUCCACCACCGCUUCCCUUCCCCCGCAGGAAGCAGCCCCGCCCCGCUGGGACCGCAGCAGCAGCAAGAGGCCCCACCCAGAGCUCGCCACUGCCAGUCAAGGGUCUCCGACCAACGGGCCUAGUGCUAACCUGCUGACCAUCCCCAAGCAGCGGUCCUCCUCGGUCACCCUGACGUAUCACGCGGCGCCCAGGAGAGCAGGUACGUCCCCCUCCCUGAGCCCCGUCAGUUCCCCCACCCUCAGUUCCCCCACCCAUGGCCCCCCCUCCGUGGGCUCCGCCCUGGUGACGCGGCCUCCGGUGGAGUUCCCUGACACGGCCGAUUUCCUCACCAAGCCCAGCAUCAACGUGCACAAACCGCUGGGGUACACCCUGAGCUCCCCCGACUUCCAGCAGCAGCUCCGUGCCCCCGGCAUCCUCGUCUGCACCAGCUGUGGGCGUCAGAUGCUGAAGGCCACGCCCAGCCUGGACACAACGGAGAGUCACGUGCCGUUGGCUGCCGAGGUGGACCUCCGUCGCCCAGGUGAAGGGGCAGACAGAAGCGGCGGUGGAUGUAUCAGGGAAGUGUCGGAGACGCCGGGCGAGGGGUGUCCCGAAUCGGGGGGCGGGACCCAGGUGGAGACUGAGCAGGACCCCAAGCAGGAGCAGCAAAGUCAGGAGCCCGAGAGUGAGCAGGACUUCGUGCUCGACCCCCUGCUGGAGGACCACGAAGCUCUCAUGGAGAGAAUCGACACUUGGAACUUCCAGAUCUUUGAACUCGUGGACCAAACGGGCGGGAAAACAGGGAGAAUCCUUAGCUAUGUGACGUACACUCUAUUCCAGGACACCGGCCUGUUUGAAAUCUUUAAAAUCCCAGUGCGGGAAUUCAUGACGUACUUCUGUGCGCUUGAGAAUGGCUAUCGAGAUAUACCCUAUCACAACCGGGUCCAUGCCACAGACGUCCUGCACGCAGUCUGGUACCUGACCACGCGGCCCAUCCCGGGGUUCCAGCAGAUCCACAAUGAGCAUACGACAGGAAGUGACACAGAUUCGGACAGUGGGAUAUCUCCGGGCAGGGUGGCCUACGCCUCCUCGAAAAGUUCCUCCAUCUCGGACGACAGCUACGGCUGCCUGUCCUGGAAUCUGCCCGCCCUUGAGCUCAUGGCACUAUAUGUAGCAGCUGCAAUGCAUGACUACGAUCAUCCCGGUCGCACAAACGCCUUCCUCGUAGCCACCAAUGCACCACAGGCUGUGCUGUAUAACGACCGCUCAGUCCUCGAGAACCACCAUGCUGCCUCCGCAUGGAGCCUGUACUUGUCCCGGCCCGAGUUCAACUUCCUGGUCAACUUGGACCACAUGGAGUUCAAACGCUUUCGCUUCCUGGUCAUCGAGGCCAUCCUCGCUACAGACCUGAAGAAGCACUUUGACUUCUUGGCCGAGUUCAAUUCCAAGGUGAAUGAUGUGAAUAGUCCAGGAAUCGACUGGACUAAUGAAAACGACCGGCUGUUAGUCUGCCAAGUGUGCAUUAAGCUGGCUGACAUCAACGGGCCAGCGAAAGGUCGAGAGCUUCACCUCAAAUGGACCGAAGGCAUCGUCAGUGAGUUUUAUGAGCAGGGUGAUGAAGAGGCAAGCCUGGGAUUACCCAUCAGCCCCUUCAUGGACCGCUCCUCACCGCAGCUGGCGAAGCUGCAGGAGUCCUUCAUCACCCACAUCGUCGGGCCACUCUGCAACUCGUACGACGCCGCCGGCUUGUUGCCUGGAUACUGGAUCGAUGAGGAGUGUUCUGAGGAUGAGGAGGAAGAUGAAGGCGAGGACUCUGAAACAGAGGACGAAGAGCUGGAAGAGGACCUUGAACCAAAAAGGAGAAAGCGCCGGCGGCGGCUGUUCUGCAACAUCAUGCAGCACCUGACGGAGAACCACAAGGUGUGGAAGAAGACCAUCGAGGAGGAGGAGAAGAGCAAGGAACUGAGCAAGCAGCAGCAGCAGCAGGCGGCCGAGUGUCCGUCCCUACCCUCCGCCUCGGAGGACAUCCAGGUCAUCCAGGAGGAGGCCGAGGAGGAGGAACGCCCGUAGCAGGAGGAAAGGAGAUCCAAGGCCAAGACAGGAAGCCGGGCAGGACUCGUGAGGGAGGCGACGGCAGUGGCGGAGGAGGCGAGACCCUCCCCCUGCAAACACACACACACACACACGCGCGCGCGCGCGCUGAGGACCCCGCCGAACCUCCACGUGCUGAAUUAUCACUGUGCUGACACCCAGACUGGCGCAGCCCGCGUCAGCUCGGAAAAUAAGGCCUUAUUACUGUGAGCGGACUCCUGCCACAGCAGCGGGAGCCCCACUCCUAUGCACUUUCGCCCCACGGGAGGAAAAAAAAAAGAAAGAAAGAACGCUUCAGAUGAGGGAACGCUUUGGAGCGAUGAGGUGAGAGAGACGGUGCUGAAGCACGGCCACCACAGGGGCACCCAGUCCUGAUGCUGCCUUGUUGAACACAGAGCGCUUUACUUACUGCAAGGUACUUACACAAAGGGAGAAUUAUACAACAGAACAAUAAGCCCCAUUUUAGUGAUUGAUAAGAGUUACCAAAGUGAACAGUUCAGUUUAAAUAUAGAGAGACUCAGAGGAAUCAUGGAAUGAUUCUUCUGAGACUCGUUCAGGCUCACUGCUGGAGAAACAAAACAAAACAAAAAAAAACAUAUUCAAAUGUGCCUGUUGGAAUCUGCAGCUGAGGCUGCGUAUUGACUUAUUUUUGCACAAAUGGUGCAGUCUCCUCCUCCCUUACCUGCUAACACAAAACACUGUAUCACAGACUCUGUUUUUGGAAGUGCUGACAUUCUGACUGAAAGCUAAUAUUUCACACUUAUCCUUUUUGAUGCCUUUAUCCUUAUUGGUAAC